UCCGUCUUUUGACGUUCCUGUAUGUAGGGUUCCAUGCGAUCAGGGGCCACUGGCUCCUCCUAUCACCAGAAAAGAUGGAGCCUCGUCAUGGUAUUAUGAAAGCUUUUCCUAAAGUCAAAAGGGCAAAAGUGCUACAGGGGAAGGAUGCACCCCCACUGAAGAAGACAGCAGAUGACUGUGAUGUCACAGGAAACACUUUUCAUGGAGUGACGGUAUACCUUCUGCCUGCUGGAAUAGGAAAUGCCAGAUGCCAGAUUUUCCAAAGACAAAUUCAGCAGAAUGGGGGACGAACGGAGAGUUCACUGUGUCCCGGUGUCACUCAUGUUGUUGUGGACGACAACAUGGGCAGCGAAAGGGCUCUGCGCUUGCUGAAAGUAGAUUGUAUGCCCUCUGGAGUCCAACUGGUAAAAUGUACCUGGCUGAGCUUGUGCAUUAGUGAGAAACAGCUGCUAGAUAUAGCCAGCUACAGCCUGUUCUAUCCACUUAGUGACUCUGAAACAAAACACGAAGAAAUUAAAAAAGAGUCACUAAAUAUCAAACCUGAUGCAGAAACUGUGAUCGAGCCAGUGACUGAUCAAGAGGAGAGCACAGAAAUGAGAGUCCCAGACAGCAAAGAGGAAGUGCGGGGAGAAGAAGACGGCGUCUCUCAGAGUGAUCUGGAAGCUCUCAUCACUGGCCAGCAUCCCAAAGAGGAGACUCCUGGCCCCAGCCUCUCCCUUGGUCCAGAUACUGCUGCUCAGAAGCCAGUAUCGGGGAAGUGGGUCUGUGCCCAGUCCUCUCAGUCCAAAAGCAAUAACUUCAACAAGCACAUCACAGACAAACUUGAAUUGCUGGCCAAGGCCUACACGCAUCAGGGGGACAAGUGGAGGGCGCUGGGCUACUCCAAGGCUGUCAACGCACUGAAAAGCUACCAUAAACCCGUUACAUCAUAUCAGGAAGCUUGUCAGAUCCCAGGAAUAGGAAAACGCAUGGCUGACAAAAUUGAAGAGAUUAUGGAGAGCGGUCAUUUGCGGAAGCUUGAUCACAUCGGUGAGGCUGUGCCAGUGCUGGAGCUUUUCAUGAACAUCUGGGGUGCUGGGACUAAGACCGCACAACUGUGGUACCAACAGGGAUUUCGUACUUUGGAGGAUAUCCGUACAAAAGCCCACCUGACAAACACUCAGAAAAUAGGACUCAAGCACUACAAUGACUUUCUAGACCGAAUGCCCAGAGAAGAAGCAGGAGCCAUAGAAAAAGUGGUGAGGGAUGCUGCACAAGCCAUCGACCCUGGCUUAGUGGCAAUAGCAUGUGGCUCCUAUCGUCGGGGAAAAGCCACAUGUGGAGAUGUUGAUGUACUUAUAUCUCACCCUGAUGGCAAGUCCCACAGGGGCAUUUUUACUAAAGUCUUACAGACACUCCGUGACAGUGGGUUUUUAACCGAUGACCUGGUGAGCCACGAGGAAAACGGUGAGCAGAAGAAAUACAUGGGUGUGUGCCGUUUGCUGGGGCAUGACCAACGCCAUCGCAGGCUGGAUAUCAUCAUAGUGCCCUACAAUGAGUUUGCUUGUGCUCUGAUGUAUUUCACUGGUUCGGCACACUUUAACCGUUCAAUGAGAGCCUUUGCAAAGACAAAAAGAAUGAGCCUAUCGGAGCACUCACUGAACAAAGAUGUGGUACGUCAAGGAAGUGUGAAGGUGCAUGGUGGCACUCCACUUCCCACACUGACAGAGAAGGAUGUUUUUAGCCUUUUGGGCAUACCCUACAGAGAUCCCCAUGAAAGGGACUGGUGAUGAUUUGACAAUUAGCUUGUGGUUUUAUAGAAAAAUAAUUAUGAUGAUAAGGAAUAAUGAUUAUUGGACUCAAACAAUUUUAAGUAUAUUUUACAGGUCCUUAGAUUAUACAAGAGCCCUAUUUGACUUGAAUGCUAAUUUAUAUUUUGCAAAUUAAAGAAUGGUGGUAGUCCAAACUUAUAAAAAGCUAAAGCUUGUUUGUUGCCUGUGUUUAGCUCCAAAAUGUCUGUGGCUACUGCACAAAAUUGAAUAUUCUUGUUUGAACCAGGAGUGUUUUGGGUGUGAGGUGGCAGUGGUAACUUAAAAGUGUGAAAUUUAAACAACAACGGUGAUCUAAUACUGGCAGAAGAGGUUUUAGAGGCUUGUAAAUUCAGAAGAAAAUGUGGGAUAAGUGCCACUAAGCGAGUGAAUUGACCUUCAGUUCAUGUCAGGAGGAUAUUGAAUGUUUUAAGUAUUUUGUUUUUAAAGAUUAUAGAUGAUAACAGAAUGUAAUAAAAGAUUACACGAC
Molecule: messenger RNA, 2277 nt
Organism: Neolamprologus brichardi
Lineage: Eukaryota; Metazoa; Chordata; Actinopteri; Cichliformes; Cichlidae
Source: RefSeq, a predicted model, not a curated record